Agelaius phoeniceus (red-winged blackbird) is the source of this 2232-nucleotide messenger RNA. Lineage: Eukaryota; Metazoa; Chordata; Aves; Passeriformes; Icteridae. The record is from RefSeq and is a predicted model, not a curated record.
GAAGGAGACAGCGGCUGGAGGCGGCCCUGGGGCUGCUGGAGCGCUUGGUGGCCGCGUGUGACGAAGCCACCGCCUUCAACCGGGAGCUGCAGCGCAGGGUUGGGGACAUCAAGGCCGCCCUAAAGGGGACAAAUGAGGAGUCCCCUGAUGUCCCUGAGGCCUUGGUGGCCAAGGUGGCCGUGGCCGAGCGGCUGUGGGAGGCCAGCACCCGCCUGGCCAAGGAUCACGUGGAUGGGACUCAUAACUACAUCUACCAGUUCUAUAUCAAUGAUGAACCUGUCAGCCUCAGCGGCCGUGGGGUGGGCCGAGCGGUGCCAAAGAGCCACCGAGGACAUCCCGAGGCUCCUUCGACCCCGAGAGCGUCCCCAAGGUGUCCCCAAGGUGUCCCCACUGUCCCCGGCCCUGCUGCAGCCACAGGUCACCGUGGUGGCCACCCUGGGCAAGCUGCUGGCCACCCUGCCCAGGCAGGAUGAGGAGAUGCUGGUGUUGAUGUCCCCAGGGUGCCUUUACUGGGACCUGGAGGAAUUCACCAAUGAGCUCCGGGUCACCCUGUACCGCAUUGAUGACAGCUGGUGGCACCGCAAUGUCACCACCAAUGAUGAUGAUCCUCGCACCUCCCAUGAUGGUGACCCUGUCCCCUCCCUGAGCCAGGCCCUGGCUGCCUGCAGGAGCACCCCAGGGACCGCCUGGGACCGUGUGACAAUGGCAGCCAGGAAGUGGCACCGGUCGGUGGCUGCGCUUGUGAACAGCUGGGCCCAGCUGGCCAGGGCAGCCACCGAGCUCCGCAACACCUGCAGGAAUUUGGCCACCGAGGCAGCCGACUGGGAGGCCUUCCGCACCAGCUGGGCCAGGGAGCUGCAGGCCAAGGCUGCCCGUGAUGGGACAGCUCAGGAACACAUGGGGGAGCUGGGUCAGGCCCUGGGCAGGGAGGAGGGGGCCGAGGUGGUGGCUGGCGGCUGGAGGCGGCCCUGGGGGCUGCUGGAGCGCUUGGUGGCCGCGUGUGACGGAGCCACCGCCUUCCCCCGGGAGCUGCAGCGCAGGGCUGGGGACAUCGAGGCCACCCUGAAGGGGACAAUUAUGGGAUUCUUUGAUAUCCCUGAGGAUUUGGUGGCCAAGGUGGCCGAGGCCGAGCGGCUGUGGGAGGCCAACGCCCGCCUGGCCAAGGAUCACCUGCUGGGGACACUUCAAGACAUCAUCAGCUUCUAUUUUGAUCGUGGUCCCACCAGUGCCCGUGGGGUGGCCGAGCGGUGCCAAAGAGCCACCGAGGACAUCCCGAGGCUCCUCCAAGUCCCAGAGUGUCCCCAGAGCGUCCCCAAGAUCUGCCCAGUGAGCCUGGAGCCCCAAGAGCUGUCCCCGGCCCUGCUGCAGCCACAGGUCACCGUGGUGGCCACCCUGGGCGAGCUGCUGGCCACCCUGCCCAGGCGGGGCGAGAUGAUGCUGCUGCCCGUGUCCACAGUGAGCCUGUACUGGGACCUGGUGACCUUCACUGAGAGCCUCCGGGUCACCCUGUACUGCACUGAGGGCACCUGGUGGCACCGCAAUGUCACCUCCCAUGAUGGUGACCCUCUCAUCUCCCUGAGCCAGGCCCUGGCCGCCUGCAGGAGCACCAGAUGGACCACCUGGGACUGUGUGACAAUGGCAGCCAGCAAGUGGCAGCGGUCGGUGUCUGUGCUUGUGAAAAGCUGGGCCCAGCUGGCCAGGGCAGCCACCGAGCUCCGCAACACCUGCAGGAAUUUGGCCACCCAGGCGGCCGACAGGGAGGCCUUCCGCACCAGGGAGGCCAGGGAGCUGCAGGCCGAGGCUGCCCGUGAUGGGACAGCUCAGGAACACAUGGGGGAGCUGGGUCAGGCCCUGGGCAGGGAGGAGGGGGCCGAGGUGGUGGCCGGGCAUGAAGCCCAGGAGCUGGAGCGCAGGGUUGGGGACAUCGAGGCCGCCCUGAAGUGGACAAAUGAGGGAGACUUUGAUAUCCCUGAGGCCUUGGUGGCCAAGGUGGCCGAGGCCGAGCGGCUGUGGGAGGCCAACGCCCCGCCUGGCCAAGGAUCACCUGCUGGGGGGCCGUUCCAGACGCCAUCAAGCUCUGGUUCACUGCUGCUGGAGGCUCUGGUGUCCACGGUGGCCACCCUGGGCGAGGUGACAGCCACCGUGACCGGGCCACGCCGGGGCGUGCGGCGCUGUGUGCCCCCGAAGCUGCUGCACGCGGGCCCUGCGGAUCUUCACCUGGAGCCUCCGUAA